Molecule: messenger RNA, 12189 nt
Organism: Seriola aureovittata
Lineage: Eukaryota; Metazoa; Chordata; Actinopteri; Carangiformes; Carangidae
Gene: lrp8
Product: low density lipoprotein receptor-related protein 8, apolipoprotein e receptor
Exons: 18
Coding region: 448-3480 (1010 amino acids)
Molecular function (GO): calcium ion binding; protein binding
Source: RefSeq, a predicted model, not a curated record
GUCUCAUACUUGGUAAGGGGAAAAAAAUGACCUAAACUGUAUAACUAUUCUUUUAGCAAAGGUAAAUUUUGAUUGUUUUUAACAAUAAUUUGAAGGUACUAGUCAGGCAAUACAAUUUAAUGAAAGUUUAGGAAGCAGCCCGCUCUACGUGACUCAGCUGUUUCUGCUGAUAUGACUUCCCUGUGUAACAACCCUUUUGAUGUAGUUUUUCUACCUACUACAUUAAUAGCAAUCACCAGCUCUCGCUAACCCGCCCAUAAGCGUCACUGAUUCAAAUUGCAGCCGAGGCAGAGGGGGAGCAAGAAGCGAGCCUGGCUGAGCAAACAGCCUCACACACUGAGAGCUGAGGCAGAGAGAGGAGCACAGAGCGACGAGCGAGCGGCUGGGGAUCCUUCAGUGGUUUUUCAGUUGCAUGAACACAACCGUGUCCCCCCCCAGGAUCUAAAGAUGUGGACAGAAGUCGGAAAGCUUGUGCUAUUACAUUUGUUACUCAUGGAGCUCUACUGCGCUAAAGGAACUCAUACAGAGUCAGAGUGUGAAACCGGCCAGUUUCAGUGUAAGAACGGACGGUGCAUCCCGACCCUGUGGAGAUGUGAUGAUGAUGAUGAUUGCUCAGACAGCAGCGAUGAGGAGAAUUGUCCAAAGAAGACGUGUGCGACCACAGACUUCGCCUGUAAGAACGGACAGUGUGUUCCUGCUAGGUGGCGCUGUGAUGGAGAGCCGGAGUGUGCAGACGGUUCAGACGAGGCUGAUGCAAUCUGCAGCCGACAGACCUGUCCACCAGAGAAGUUUGAUUGCGGAGGGGCUGCCAGCAAAUGUGUUUCGUUGUCAUGGCGAUGCGACGGAGAGAGGGACUGUGAGAACGGGGCCGAUGAGGAGCAGUGCGCUGCAGAUGCCAAGGCCUGCCCCUCCAAAGAUUUCCAGUGCCGUAACGGGAAGUGUUUGGCGCCGAUCUUUGUGUGCGAUGGCGAUGACGACUGCGGGGACGGCAGCGAUGAGGAGAAGUGCUCUGCUCCCACCUGCGGUCAGCAUGAGUUCCGUUGCAAUGACUCCGAGUGCAUCCCUGCCCUGUGGAGCUGUGACGGCGACCCGGACUGCAAGGACAAGUCGGACGAGUCCAUGGAGCGCUGCAGCCGAAGGACGGAGCCCCAGAAACCUCGCUGCCCGGUGGGCGAGUUCCAGUGUGGGAGCGGGGAGUGUGUCCACAUGAACUGGAAGUGUGAUGGAGACGCAGACUGCAAGGAUAAAUCUGAUGAAGCAAACUGUCCCCUACUUACAUGUCGGCCUGAUGAGUUCCAGUGCGGUGAUGGCUCCUGUAUCCACGGCACCAAACAGUGUAAUAAAGUUCAUGACUGUCCAGACUACAGUGAUGAAGCUGGCUGCGUCAACAUUACAAAGUGUGACGGGCCCAGAAAGUUCCGCUGUAAGAACGGGGAAUGUAUUGACAGCAGCAAAGUGUGUGACAAUGUGAAAGACUGCAAGGACUGGUCUGAUGAACCCAUGAAGGAGUGUGGCCUCAAUGAGUGUGCCGACAACAAUGGCGGGUGCUCUCACAUCUGCAGGGACCGGAGAAUUGGUUAUGAGUGUGACUGUCCCUCUGGCUACAAACUCCUGGACAAAAAGUCUUGCGGAGACAUAGAUGAAUGUGAGAAUCCAGACGCCUGCAGUCAGAUCUGCAUCAACUACAAAGGAGAUUAUAAGUGUGAGUGCUACGAAGGCUACGAGAUGGACCCUGCCUCUAAGACCUGCAAGGCCGUGGGAAAAAGUCCGUACCUGAUGUUCACCAACCGCCAUGAGAUCCGCCGCAUUGACCUGCUGAAGAGUGAAUACACACAAGUGGUUCCCACACUGAAAAACGCCGUGGCCCUGGAUGUAGACGUUUCCAUCAACAAGAUGUUCUGGUGUGAUUUAUAUCAUCGUAAAAUAUACAGCGCUUACAUCAACAAAGCCAGUGACUCAUCGCAGCAGGUGGCGCUCAUCGACUCGCUCCACUCCCCAGAGGGCUUGGCAGUCGACUGGGUGCAUAAGAACAUCUACUGGACCGACUCAGGCAACAAGAGCAUCUCCGUCGCCACGGGGGACGGCAGGAAGAGGAAAGUGCUGAUAGCCACUGAGCUGAGCGAGCCGCGGGCCAUCGCAGUGGAUCCACACCAAGGGUUUAUGUAUUGGUCGGACUGGGGAGGUCAGGCCAAAAUUGAGAAGGCUGGGAUGAAUGGAGUGGAUCGACAAGUGUUGGUGUCUGAGCACAUCGAGUGGCCCAAUGGAAUCACCCUGGACUUGUCCAACAGGCGUCUGUACUGGGUGGACUCCAAGCUGCACCUGCUGUCCAGUGUGGAUCUGAAUGGAGACAACCGCAAAGUGCUGCUGUCCUCCCAUCACUACCUGGGACACCCAUUUGCCCUCACCGUGUUUGAGGAUCGCAUUUAUUGGACAGACUUAGAGGACGAAGCGAUAUACAGCGCCAACCGACUGACAGGACAUGAUGUGGCGAAGGUGGCAGAGCACCUCAACAACCCCCUGGACCUGGUGGUGUUUCAUGAACAGAGGCAGCCAAAGGCCCCCGACACCUGUAAUUUGGGCAGUCUUCCGAACGGUGGCUGUGAGUACCUUUGUCUGAAGGCACCUCAGAUCACAGACCACUCCCCCAAGUACACCUGUGCCUGUCCUGAUGGCAUGGAGCUGGGACCAGACAUGAGGCGCUGUGCUGUAGUUCGACCCAGGGCAACCACAACACCUCCUCCAACCACCACCACCUCCACAACAACUCCCACCACCACCACUACAACGAGCACUAAACCAACCAGCACAACUAUUACCACCAGCACAACUCCCCCUACCACCACCACCACCACCACCACAAGUACCACCAGCACCUCCGCUGCUACCACACUCAGGCCCACGACCAGACGCCUGACGACAACAACGGCCUCUCCUCAGACCCCCAGAAGCACCUCUACAGAGCACCCCCGGACCCCCGCCGCCACGAGUACAGAGAUGACCAGGUUCAGCAGCACAACCAAGACAUCAACAUCCACACACACACCUUUGUUAGGCCCAGCUGCCCCCAACAGCAUUCAGAGAGAGAGCAACGGCAACCUCUCCCACAGAGCUGCGAGUGAUCACUACCUCAUAGGUAACAACAUCACAGUAGCUGUUCUGGGGAUAGUCAUUCCUAUCGUCCCUAUCCUUGCCACAGUGGUCAUCGGAUUACUCUGCACCGGCGGAUACCUGGUUUGGCGCAACUGGCGACGCAAGAACACCAAGAGCAUGAAUUUCGACAACCCCGUUUACCGCAAAACCACAGAGGACGACGACGACGAAAUCCACAUCGGCCGACACAGCGAGUCCAUCGGUCACGUCUACCCAGCAGUGAGUGGCAGCCACAGUCAGCCAUUCAUAGCGCUCCCUCUAGGGGGCGGCAUCACAGACAGCAACUCUCACUGGUACUCAGGGGCGCCGAUGCUCUCCAGCGGCAAAUGAGAGAAGCUGCAGAGGAAAGGAAGGAAUAUUUUGAGAUGUGGGAGGAUGCGCUGGGGUUUGGAAAAGCCCUGUUGUUGUACAUGUAGGCCUGGUGCAAAGAAAGAACAGGCUUGCACACGUCCACAUGCUCACAUAUCAUUUUUGUAGUAAUCACUGAAGCCACCAAUCAUACACACACAUAAGCCCUUCACCUGUACACCAUGUCCACUCCAUUCACCUCCAUAGACCAUAAUCAUACAGCACAUAUGUAUAUCAGUGCCAGAUCCCCGUCGCCAUCCCAUUUAUUUGUACAUUGUGUUAGUUCUUCUGGUUGUUUGUCCUGUUACUGUAUGUUUUUUAAUAGGCCCCCUGUUCCCUGACUAAACUCCCCACACAGGUACAUAUCAUCUGAUGCAAAAGUUUGCAUUUUUUCUACAUGAUCACUAAACAACAGAAAAUAUUUACCACAAGGUAGCAUACUUGUCAGAGAGGAAUUUUGUAGAUUAUAACAAAAGGCCUUCCAUGCAUUAGAGGCUUAAAUAAUUACUGUUGUCUUGAUGCCGUGCAGUUUGUACAACAGAGAGAUGCAUGCAGUGGCAUCUGUGUGUUAGCAGAACAAGUUAUUUUAAUGUUGAGAUGAUGCCUUUGAGGAGAAAGAGGACUAGCUUUAUAGUCACCUCAGAAAGGCUGACUGACAGGACAGCAGAGUGCAGGAUUAGACCGCUCAGCAAAUAAAUUGGAUUUUUAGAGUGCAUGGUAACAUUAUGAUAUUGCCAGUGCCACUAUGUGAAUUUUAUUUUUUCAUUACUGUGUAAGUAAGACAUAAAACAUAAAAAAGGGAGCAUAAAUCAGAACCAAGGACAGUUCAAGAUAGAUUUUUUCUCAUAUUCUAUCUUGUGUGCAGUUGCAGAAACCAUGAGUCUCCACAUGAUGAGUUGCAGAUGACCCUGUUGAUUUCCCAUUGAUGUAGAUGCAUUUUUGAGAAUCCUUUAUAUGGCACAAAGCUGCGUUUUCUACAAACUCAGGAGACAGUGCCAGCAAUGAUUUGCACCCAAAUCCACUUAAAUGUGGAGGGCAUGUGUCAUCAGGACACUUGUGACAUUUAUUGAAUAUGCUUGUUGUUUUAGAUAUCGGAGAGCAAGCAGAGAAGGGCAGCCAAAAAGGAUUAUUGGGGGGGGGGGGGGGGGGGGGGGGGGAGUAGCGCUUUGAUCGGUUGGCAUGGUAACGCAGAUUUCUUUGUGUUGCUCUGGAGAGAAAGGAGGCAAAGAAUUCUGGGUAUCACUGGCAUGAUGACAGGUUGAGACGCACGCACACACACACGCACACAGACAUGCACACACACUCACGCACACAAAACAGGUGCACGACUGAGUCAUAUUAAGAUUCAAGGUCAAAGUAACAACCACAUUCAGUGAAAGGCUAGAGAGAGAGGACUAUGGUCUCUCUCUCUCGUCUCCACAUUUUAUUAUUUACUUCUGUACAAAUCUCUUUAUUGUCUCUUCAUCUUUUUACUUGUUUUCUUCCUCUCCUCUCCUCUCCUUCCAUGGCGAUAUGGCAGCUCAGACAGCCAGAGAAAUCAGGUUGGCAUUAUGUGGGCCAGACAUUCAGCUGUAGGCAUGCAUCCUACAUUCCUCGCAUAGAAACAGCCAGAGAAGGAGGGAAUGAACAAGGGAGGGGGGAUCGCAAAGAGGUAAAAGAAGGUCAGGAAAGGAGGGAGAAGUGUGGACUGCAAGGAGGAGUAAGAGAAUGGAAAUAUGAAUAUAUGAACCCGCCAUUUCUUUCCCUGACUUCCACCUAGACUUGAAUCUGUCUCUUUUUUCUCCUCUGUUCUUCAUGCCAGUCUGUUUUCUAUCUUACUUCUCUCUCUCUCUCUCUCUCUCUCUCUAUCUAGCUCUCUCUCUCUUUUACCAGCCUACUGUGGUAACAGUCUUUUUAUCUGCUGUUUGCAGCGCGUGGCACUCAGUCUGGAGGAUGAUGGCUAUCCCUGAGGGGUGGGAUGCAGCCUGCCCUCCCCCAAUCCCCAUCCUGGCCCCUCCUCUCACCACAGCCUCUACACCACUACAAUGAGGCCAGUACAACGCAGAGGAGAAACAGAAAGAGAAGAGAGAGUCCUCAUUUUUGCCUCCCCCUUUUUAAGGAGCAGGGAUGACAUGUACAUCUCAUAAACCCCCCCUCCUUCCUCUCCUACUCUGUCCGCUGGAGUAACAUUACUACCACUACUAGCAACUAUACUACUUCCUUUAGUGCUAGUUAUUAGUAGCCUCUGCUCCACUCCUCUCUUCUCUCUGCCUCUUGUUAGUUGUAGUGGUGUAUAAAAAUGCUGCUUGAUGAUUUUGUUCAGACUAACCUCAUCCCGUUGUCUCAGUGCACAUUGUAAAUAGAAGGCUGCCUGGCCAGUGUACAUGGGAAAAAAAAGCCAGCAUGCGUUAUUGCGUUAAUUUCUCAUAUUUUGACUCUUUAUUUAUUUGGAUGUUUGCUGUUGUAAAUAUGUAAUCAGCAUCGAUCGGUACCACACAGUACUAAAAGCAGAUUUGUUCAAGUUUGUAAGGAUAAACAGUAGCAGGCAAGGACAUUAUUUUUCUUCAUAGUUCCCUUUUACAUCUUGUGUUGACAACACAGAUUUUCUUUUUUUUUUUUAAACGGGAGGGAUGUCAUCCUUUUUCACACCCAACCCUUCAGAUUCGCCCCUUGACAUAUAUUAUAUAGAGAAAGACAGCUAAAUAUAGCCAAGGGGAAAGGAGACAUAAAAAAAUGAUUGGGUGGUCUCCAUGUUUGGAGGUGAUUUUGGGGUGAAAGAGAUUUUUUUUUUUUUUUUUGAGGGGAAUGGGAGGAUUUGUGCCACCAGAGGGUAGUGCCUCAAGGCAAAAAGCAGCAGGGCAGAAAAGGCAAAGGAUUAUGGGUAAUCCUCUCUCCUGGUAUCAGUGGUAUGCGUACAGUCUAUAAUGAACUUGGGAUUGUUUGCUCAUUUGCGGUAUGUGUAAGGAUUCCUGCUAUUGUUUACUGUAUGUUUGUGUCUGGUUGUAGAAGUGAAGCUUCAGUUCCAGACAACACGGACCUCUGUGUGACUGUAUUGAUGUGAAAAUGGUGCUUUGAGUCUUAUUACUACUAUUUGUGUAUAAAUUCAUAAGGCUGGACAGACCUGCCAGUGAUUUUAUGCGCUUUCUGAUGUUGGGUGGGUUGGAGUGGCUGGAGCUGUAUACAUUUGAAAGUACAGCUGCACAUUCUAUAUUGGAAGUGUGAGGGCAUCAGAGAGGUUCUGCACAGCUACACCAGUCCUGUUUUUUUGACUGCUUCUGUUUGAAAUGAAGAUUCAGUUUCAACCUCUUGCAAGGUCUUUGAACAGAAGAAGAGAGCAUAAAAUACACAACGGAUUCCUCAUAUACAGUAUAUCCUGACACAACGCAAAAGCAAGGAAAGGGAAAGGAGAGAGACAAGAGAAAGGUGAACACGUGUAUAUUGUGGUUGACUGCUCUGUGUCUCCUGGGCUGUGCUAACACUCCCGCCGUUGAGUAAUAGACAACUGCCAACUGUGAGUUUUUGCUGUAUUUAUGGCUCUAAUGAGAUUUUUACACUGCAUUAUUCUCACGGGUGUUAUCUCCUGAAAUAUCACUUGUUUCAAAAUUUAAAUAUGCAGUUGUUUCUCUACAACUGCCAAACACAGACAGUCAGUGUUUGAACUUGAGCACACUCUAAGUAUCAGUGGCAGUGUCUCAGUGGCUGCACACCACUGGUUUUGGUGAUUCAGAGCCUGAUAACUGCUGCAUCUUCCCUCCCCUCUUUAACAGUGUAGCUGUGUGUUUUCUGGAAGAGAUGGUGUUGGAAGAAAAAAAAAAAAGCCCACAUUGAGAAGAAAUGACUUUCUGCUGUCACUGACUGUUCAGUGGGGUUGUGAGCGGUCCUGUUUUGUAUGAACAGAUGACUAAUACGCUGAGGCUGAAUGAGCCCAGCACUGAUUUGAAUUGAAAGCUGGGUAGAGAGGAAAUGUGUAAACCAGCGUAAAGAGCUGAUCUUCCACUGGCUUGCCACAGACAUGGUUCCAGCCCAUUGAAUCAGAUGGAAUUUAUGCCCAGUGAAUAUCGCAAUAAUUGCUCAUAAUGUGUUGUAACAGUGAAUUACUAGAAGCCGUCAUGACAGGAUAGCAUGAUAGCUGCCGCGUGUUGUCAUGGGAAAUUAACAAAUUUCCUAUUCUGAAUGUCAUUUAGUCUCAACAAAGGGCAUUUUAACUAUGUUAAGCACACGUUUAAUGCACUUAAUACACUGUAGACCUGUUUUACAUUGACUGAACUACACAUACCACACGUCUUCCAUUCUUAAAAUAACAAAUCAGAACAAUGUCGCAUUUCGGCAGAGCUGAGCUAAGACGUGCUUUUGUUUGUCACAUCUUCUGUCUUUUAUUAAUAAACCUGACAUAUGACUGAAUAACAAGCAAAAAAAAAAGUAUAUAAUGCAAACAUUAAAGUCUUCCAGUAUAGUCUCAGCAUGUGUAUUCAUCCAACUAUACAGACAGUGUGUGCGUACAAACAAAGGGAAAUUUGAUUAGUGGUAGUUAUUAUUCACAGCUCCCACUGUUUGUUGGAAAGGUUUUCUCCGUGUAGAUGCUUGGGUAACCACUAGGGAGGAAAAGACUGUAAAAACAAACAAAGACAAAGGUAGGCAGGAAUAACUGCCAGGAUUUAGACUACGCCAUAUGCGAACAGGUUUGGAAGACAAAUGUUGGGUAAUUUAUUUUGCUGGAUUUCUGCUGAUGUUGUGCCACAGUAUUCUGACACCCGCUCCUCUGGCCUCCCGUCCUCAGAAGGAUGGCACUGUUGUCCUCUCCGUUUGUGAUGCACAGCAGGCGAUCUGUAUGGACUGUAUGUGACGAGUGGCACGCCAGACAGGUAAAUUGUAGUCCUCCACAGCACUGCACUCCCCUACGCCUGUCUAAUGAGGGAGGAUUGAGCACAAGGGGAAGGCCAUCUCCUUUCAUCUUAACCUUGUAGAGAUGAAGGCAAAAUAAAAUGCAUUACGUGGUGGGCCGACUGUGACUCAGCUCAGCAUGAUCCUUGGCUGGAUUGGUGGGCUCCUGCUGUGUUUGGUUUUUAGACAGGAUUUAGAAGUGACAUGUAUGAAACAGUUUAAAAUGGACACAGUUCCAUUUUGGUAUAAACUCCGUUCAUUUCAUUAAUGUUAUCAGGAUGUGUCAUGGCUGUUGUGAAUGCUCACAAUUUCAUAUCUUUUUCAUACAAACCUAACCUGGAGGAAAGAUGAAGAUAAUAAUGUAAGAAGCCAGGAAAGAUUGCCCAAGUCAGAUAUACAUUUAUUUGUGAAUUUGAAAUGGGAUAAAUCACAAACCCCAGGGCUGGAUUGAACCUGAAGCUGAGUCAGCUCUGCACUCCAUACUUUCCUGCAUGUCCAUGUUUGCUUCAGGUCUAAUUGAGUUCCAUACUGAGGGUUUGCAGUGACGAGAAUAAAUUGCUUAUUUAUUGAGGUGAGUGAGCGUGGCAUUGUAGAGAAGUUAUUAUUGCUACAGUGUGAAGACAGAUUGGCUGCUCCACUUCGUGGCCACCUUGAGAGCAGCCGACUCCACUCAAGGACGUGGGAAAAAGUCAGGAAAGGGGCUUUCGUCGUUCAUUAUAGAGUAGGCAGUAAUUGUGGUGGCAGAAGAGGACACGCUUUGACCCUUUGCUUUCUGGGCACCUGUCUGAUUGUUGUCAGUAUUUAUAGGGAGCAUUUAGGCAUUAAUCAAUGCUCUAAUAACAGCAUCAUCAUAGUUUUACUGUGAGUCAACCCCAUAAACAACAGGCUGCAGUUACAAGGAUCAGUUUGAGUGUUCCGCCUCAUGCUGACAAAGUCUAAUGUGAAUUUAUGUACAUAUGUUGAGUUAUUCUACAACCAGUAAUAUGUUAACCGCGUAAGUUUCUCACUUCAGGACAGUUUUUUUUUGUUAAUUAUUUGCUAUUUAUAAGUCUUUCAAUGUUAGAGAACCAUGUGCAACAUUAACCAUAAUAUCUUAAUGCUUAAAGUUACUUAGCACUCAACCAGAGAUGUAAGUGUAGUAAAUUUAACUAGUUGCAAUACACUGUCUUGAAUUGCAUUUCAAGAGCGCGUAUGACACUAAAUAUCAGUUGUAUCCUAAGUGAAGAUGUAUGCAUCACUAGGUUAAAUCAGGGUUUAAACUUUUUACACCCAGUAACUGCCAGGUGUAGCCAACUGGAAAAGCUAACGUUGGCUUGAUAAUAUAUUAUCCAUUUGAAUUGAAGAAGAGCUAAUGAGGUGUGUUUGACACAUCUAACCGCCACUAUAUUUCCUACUCAUUCUAAAUUGUAGGAAUACUGCUAACACUGAAACACUCCUCCAUGUGAGUGGAUAUAAAUAAAACAGUCCUUUCUAAAUUGACAAAAAACAAACAAACUGGAAGUUAAGUUUAACAUAUCUCUUGACCGCCUGAAAUUGUUAUUUUUUGGAUGUCAUGUCACAAUGUGUGUGAUGCUACUGUAACUUCCUGUUUACAUAUCUGAUUGCUUUUACGAGGACAUUGCUGUUUCCUGGCAAUCAAUUUGCACAUUAGCAAAAAUUUUUACCAGCUAAGACAUAGAUGAAGAUUCAAUGGUGACACCAGAAACCACUAGUUUCACACUGGCUAGUAGUAAGAAGUAACACACACACACACACACACACACACAAACUUAGUCCUGGUUCUCAAUUUAAACAUUCACUUUACCUAGGAUUCAUGAAUUACACCUGCUCAAGUUCUGUUGUUUCUUUCUUCUGUUCAUCUAAAUAUUUAACUCUUAAUUUAAACUAAUACAUGAACAAAGCAUUCGGAUAUUCACUACUAAUACAUAAUGGGCAGCUCACUAUCACAAUAGGUCAAACUAAAUGAUUUCAAACCAUCCGUGACAAGGUUGAGUCUGGUUUAUGUUAUAGAAAUUAUGUUUCAUGUACUUAUCUGAUCAAAGCAACUACUAACAGUCUUGAUAACCCAUUAUCUAAUGUAAUUAUAUGCCGUAAUUAUAGUGUUCCUGAUUUGUGCUCCCUGUUUUUAAACUGUCCUGUCGCUUGUCCUUUCUUCCCUCUGUGCACUCUUUUAAUCCCAGUCUAUACUGAGCAGAGAGUCUGACCCACGCCGCUUUAACCAGGGUGCAGUGAACGCUUCCUAACAUCACUCACAUCUCUGCACCACUUCACUUCCUCAUUCACUGUAUGGAUCUAAUGCCUGCUGUGAGGCGUCAAGUCUUUCUGUGGUUUGUUAUACUACUGAACUUUAGUUUAGAGAGCAAAGUCAGCAUUGCUUUCUCUGAUGCACCCUCAUUCUCUUCCCCCUGCCCAUCUCCAUCUUAGCCAUCAACAUCUUUCCUUUGGCAAGGGCUAUCAGUCUUUGGGUAGACAGACAGACAGACAGACACACACACACACACACACACACACACACACACACACACACACACUGGAAGAAUGGAAAAACACUGUAGGAAAUAACCUGGAACUCCAAAAAUAACAAGGAAACCCCCGGAGCUGAGAAAAAACUAAACAAAAAAAAAAACCUUCCCAGUUGUGAACCAGUGAACAGGCAAUCGAGCAUGCUCAGCCAGGAGACGCUGCCCCCCCUCCCCCCUCCCCGCCAACUCCCCCCCUCCAGCUACCGUUUGGACCCUCAUUGACUCCACUUGGCUGACAUUUAGCUCUUGUUGACCCAGUGACUUUCCUUCUCCAGCUGGUUCCUCUUAUUAUCAUGUGGUUUUCUCGGACUGUAAAGUGAUUUGUAGUUGUUGCUCUUUUUCUCCUCACCAGACCAUUUUCCCAGUUUCAUAUUUGAUCUACUUGAUGUUGGACUACUUGAAGGGCAGUGUUCAGUCGCCUACAUUUUUAUACCAGUCAGUGUAAAAUGAAGGUUUUUUGGGGGGGGGAGACGGUGAUGGGGAAGUUGUUUGUGUGAAUCUUUUCAUGGGUCAGGAUGAUGAUGUACAGGGAUAACAUUUUGAUAAAUAAGAGUAUUGUCACUGAUUUCAACAUUUGACUUCAAUGGUGAUUGAGGUGGGAGAAAAUCACUUCAAAUAUAAGAAACUAUUGGUCCCAAUAUUUUUUUCUUGUCUACCUGUCUUUUCUCAAAAAUGUUACUGAUGUGUCAUUGCCUGCAAGGAAAUCUCAAAAACCAUUCGGGGGUCUGUCCAUUCCACAGCCAUACGACAGGCAUUUUUUUUAACGCUGUUUGUUGCACAAAACUUUUCAAGAAGCCUUCUGCACUGUGUAAAGAGAUAACGUUCUUAGGAGGGGAGGAAUAAAAAGGGGGGAGGGUGGGGUUGGUCCAAUGGUACAGUCCAAUGGUUUUGAAUCAUGACUUGUAAAUACAUUUUCAUACAGCAAAAAACUUUUUGAUAAUGUUUUAAAUGUAUCUGUAAAAAAAGAUGUACAUAAACCUCUGGGGUAAAAAGGAGUGUAGACUAUAUAUGAAUUUAUUUGUACACAAGAGCACUGGAUUUCUUUACUACUUGAUUGUAACUAAAAAUUAAUAAUCUGCCAAAGUGUUUUUAUUUUACUUUUUCUCCUGUCUGUUCCGUUUGUUUGUUUUAUUUUUGCUUUUUAACAGCAUUUCAGAUUUUUAGUGUUCAUACUGUGUUUAAUUCUGUUGAAUAGAUUUUGUUGUUGUGUUUUUAAAAAAAGAAAAGGGAUUAUCAUUUAAUUUAUUGGUGCCUUGUUUUGUGCUCCUGUAUACUUUUACUCUUUCUGUUUUUCUGUGUUACGUGUCUG